GACUCAUUCCUUGAAGGACAAUUAAUUCCGUUUUGCCACUGAUCGUCAGCAAAGCGGAGUAAAUCCAACAAUAUGAAUGUGUGACUGAUGACAGAUCAAAUGAUGCCUCAAAAAUCAGUUGAUACUAGACAAAGCAUGCAUCAUAGGGUGCUGAUAGCUGCAUUCGUUGUAUUUGCUCAAGACCUGAACAGCAGAGGAGGAGUACAGGCAUGGACCUACAACUACAGCAACAGUCCAAACCGAAGAUGGUUUGAUGCCAGCCAGUGGUGCAAGCAGCACUUCACAGGCAUGGUGGCCAUAGAGAACCAGAAGGAGAAUGACUUUCUCAACAAUCUGCUGCCGUUUCACCCAAAAUAUUACUGGAUUGGAGUUCGGAAAGUGGAUAUAGGGUGGGUCUGGGAUCGAAGCGGUAAGAAAGUGCCGGAGGAGAAUCAGAAUUGGGCACCAGGGGAGCCAGACAACCUAUCGGGUCAGGACUGUGUGGAGAUGUACAUUAAGAGGGAUAAAGACACCGCCAAGUGGAACAAUGAGAACUGUCGCAAGAAGAAGGGAACCAUCUGCUACAGUGCCUCUUGUAGACAGGAUUCCUGCAGUAUCCAUGCAGAUUGUGUUGAGACCAUAGGGAACUACACCUGCCAGUGUCAUCCUGGUUUCCUGGGCUUACACUGUGAAGAGGCAAUCGCAUGCAAACCCCUGCUUGACCCAGAACAAGGUUCUCACAACUGUUUCCAUCCCUAUGGGUCCAAUCGUUUCAACUCUUCCUGCCAUUUCCACUGUGAACUUGGCUUUCAGUUAGUGGGUGCGCCACAACUGCUAUGCCAAGCCAGUGGACACUGGAACCACCCUGUUCCUCUGUGUCAAGUUGAACAGUGUCCAGUUCUAAACCACACCAACAUCAGUGCAGGUAGUAUGAACUGCAGCCACCCCAUUGCACCCUACAGCUACAACUCCACCUGUGAGGUCAGAUGUGAUGAAGGCUAUGAGCUUAGUGGACAAGAGCAGAUACAUUGUGACCACACAGGACAGUGGACAGCCAGUGUCCCAGCAUGUACAGUGAAAAAGUGCUCCCCCAUUUUCUUUCCUGUUGAUGACAACAUGACCUGUGUGGACACCCUGGAGCCUUUCUCCUUUGGCUCACAGUGUAACUUCACCUGCCAGGAAGGCUUCUACCUGAGUGGAGACGACGCACUCACCUGUCUGGCCUCAGGGCAAUGGGACAAACCCACACCUACAUGCAAAGUGGUACAGUGUAACAGUUUAAAGGCUCCACCCCAUGUCUCCAUGCAAUGCCAGGACCCUCUAGGAGUGUACAGCUAUGGCUCAACAUGCGCCAUGCAAUGUGAAGAAGGUUUCAAACUGAUUGGUGCAAACAUGACGAAAUGUUCAUCACUGGGCAACUGGAGUCAUGCACUUCCUGUUUGCCAAGCUAAGAGAUGUGAUCCAAUAAAUUCCACUCAUGGCUCCAUGUCCUGUUUUGACCCAAAUGGUUACUUCAGUUUUGGUUCUCGGUGCACAACAACCUGUGACAAGGGCUUUAUACUGAAUGGGACAGCUAGCACUGAGUGCAACUCCAUGGGCAUGUGGAGUGCAGAUAUACCAUCUUGCCUGGCUAAAAGAUGUCCCACUCUGAACUCUCCCUCUCAUGGGUCUUUAUCCUGCUCUGAUCCUCAUAAAGCGUUCAGUUUUGGUUCCCGGUGCACAUCAACCUGUGAGGAGGGAUUUGUCCUGAAUGGGGUGGCUGACACAGAGUGCACCUCUCUGGGCACGUGGAGCAGAGACAUCCCUCGCUGCUUAGCUAAGAGAUGUCCCACUCUGAGCUCUCCCUCUCAUGGCUCCUUAGUCUGCUCUAAUCCUCAUGGAGAGCUCAGUUUUGGUUCUCGGUGUAAUACAACAUGUGAAGAGGGCUUUCUCCGGAAUGGGACGGCAGACACAGACUGCACUUCUCUGGGCACGUGGAGCGCAGACAUCCCACGUUGCUUGGCUAAGAGAUGUCCCACCCUGAACUCUCCCCCUCAUGGUUACCUAUUCUGCUCUGAUCCUCAUGAAGCAUUCAGUUUUGGUUCUCUGUGUAAUGUAACAUGUGAGAAAGGUUUUCUCCUGAAUGGGCCGGCAGACACGGACUGCACCUCUCUGGGCACAUGGAGCACAGACAUCCCACGUUGCUUGGCUAAAAGAUGUCCCACUCUGAACUCUCCCUCUCAUGGUUCUUUAUCCUGCUCUGAUCCUCAUAAAGCGUUCAGUUUUGGUUCCCGGUGCACAUCAACCUGUGAGGCGGGAUUUGUCCUGAAUGGAGUGGCUGACACAGAGUGCACCUCUGAGGGCCAGUGGAGCACAGACAUCCCACGUUGCUUAGCUAAGAGAUGUCCCACUCUGAACGUAUCCUCUCAUAGCACCUUAGCCUGCUCCAAUCCUCAUGGAGAGUUCAGUUUUGGUUCUGAGUGCACAUCAACCUGUAUGGAGGGUUUCAUCCUGAAUGGCACUGCUGACACUCAGUGCACCUCUCUGGGCAUGUGGAGCAGAGAAAUACCCCAUUGUCUGGCACACCCAUGCCCCCUACUGGCCAAGCCUCCACAACAUGGAAGGAUGAACUGCAGCCAUCCAUACUCCCCUUUCAGCUAUGGCUCCCACUGUGACAUUGAAUGUAAUAAGGGUUUCAGGCUAAGAGGAACUUCAAGUAUGACAUGCAACAACUCAGGCCACUGGAGUCAGGAUCUUCCCACCUGCCAGCCUGUACAGUGCAAGGCCAUUCAUGUCGUGUAUUUGCCCCUGUCUGUGAACUGCUCCCAUCCUCUGGGGAACUUCAGCUUUGGCUCCAAGUGUCUUUUCACCUGUGGGGAGGGAUUCUCCCUGAAUGGCACAGAGGUGCUGUAUUGCUCCUCCACUGGGUUUUGGAGUGACCGUCUGCCUAACUGCACAGUGAAUGGUAUGCCGUUGGGGACUGCCAUGCUGAUGUAUGCAGGUGUAGGAGCAGCCUCUGUUGUUGUGCCACUCGCCCUGAUAGGACUUGCUUUGUUGAUUAUGACACGAUUUAAGAAAAAAGGAAAUAAGGUUAGGUCUGAUGCACCAGCAUGGGGAGCCAGAGAGAAUCCAGCAUUUGAAUUUUGAUUUUUUUGUUGUUUUCUAAGACUUGAUUUUUGCAGCAAAUCAUUUCAAACACUGCAACAUAAUGCUUGCUAUUAUUAUAUAUAGAUUCCUAUUGUGUGAUACUGGUACCAAAGGAUUACAGAGGGAUUAGAACUUCAAUCAUAUCAAAUAAUAAUCAACAUUUUACAUGAAAACCUUCACCUUUUGUUUUUAAAGAACCCAAAUCAUGAUACACAAUUGAUGCAUGAUAUAUUACAUAAAGUAACAUUUGUGUGGAGUUUUUUCUGCUGCUUGUAUAAUGCUUAAUUUUCAAUAAAAACAUAUCUUCAUAUCAA
Messenger RNA from Morone saxatilis (striped sea-bass), 3419 nucleotides. RefSeq names its product selectin P (gene selp). Gene Ontology annotation, cellular component: membrane; external side of plasma membrane. Gene Ontology annotation, biological process: heterophilic cell-cell adhesion; response to cytokine; leukocyte tethering or rolling. NCBI's taxonomy places the organism in Eukaryota, Metazoa, Chordata, Actinopteri, Moronidae. The coding region runs from base 88 to 3105 and encodes 1005 amino acids. The record is from RefSeq and is a predicted model, not a curated record. The transcript is spliced from 18 exons. Gene Ontology annotation, molecular function: oligosaccharide binding; sialic acid binding.